Messenger RNA from Leishmania braziliensis MHOM/BR/75/M2904, 5487 nucleotides. RefSeq lists its product as hypothetical. Gene Ontology annotation, cellular component: vacuolar membrane; GATOR1 complex. The transcript has a single exon. Gene Ontology annotation, molecular function: GTPase activator activity. The record is from RefSeq and is a predicted model, not a curated record. Gene Ontology annotation, biological process: positive regulation of autophagy; negative regulation of TORC1 signaling. Bases 1 to 5487 code for a protein of 1828 amino acids. NCBI's taxonomy places the organism in Eukaryota, Euglenozoa, Kinetoplastea, Trypanosomatida, Trypanosomatidae.
AUGCAACACAGCCAUGCCACUAGUAUGGCGCGAAACACCACCACCACUGCCACUACCGCUCUGACGCACUCCGCCAGCACCGCGACCAGCGACACGCUUUUCCGACUGGAGUGCGUACUGUUGUUUGCGUUGGAUGUAGUGAGGGGUCCGUACAUCCACAGUUCUGCACCAGCUAACCCACCAGAGGCAAUUCGGUCCUUCCUGCAAUCCCAGGCGGCGCCUGACUCGUCUUCCCCUGCGGCUGCUGCCUACUCUGCCGUCGCAGCGUCAAGUCUGGCAGCAGGAGCAUCGACAGUACGGUGUGGCGCGCCACCACUACAGCAGCAGCAGCCCCCGUGCCUGCGAAAGGUCUCCCCGGAGACAAUAGGCGGCGAUAUAGCAGCGGUGUUCCCAGCUGGAUCACACACUGACGCGCCGACGGCAUUACCAAACACGAAGUGGGCGAGCUCUGCCAUUCUCGCAUCGCGCUCAUUUGGGGCGAGUAGCAUUGGCACGAGCGACUGUGUGCUAGCUACUGGUUCUUUCUCCUCCUUGUACGUCCCGACACCGCCGUCACCACCUCCGCUGACCGCCGCGGUCGAUGCCCCACCACCCUCAGAACCAUCGAUGCUGCAGCACAGCGCUCGCGUGCCGCUUCUUAGCCAACCGCCGCUGCCUGCCAAGUCUUUCGUCAACCAUGCGGAUGCGACUUCCGGUUUGCCUAUAUCAAUCUUGGGUAACAUGCCCAGUAGCAGCAUGCGCAGCGUUGCCUCCUCGAACAUGGCGCCGCGUUGCCUCGUAGGGUUGAGCGACCCUCCAACCUCAGAUGUGGCGCGCGCCUACGUGGUGGGCGCCAGCGGUACCGAACGCGCCGCCUCCGAGGACAUAACGGUCUUCGGUGUCUCCCCACAGACGUGUAAGAGCGACUCACAUCGGACACUGCCGAGCCUGUCGGCCACAAUGGGCUUGUGUGCCUUUGGAGCGUCUCGGUCGGCGGGUGGCGGAGACGGGUUAGCCCUGUGCGCCAAUUCGGUCGAACACGUCGGUGAAUCGGCACACGCCAGUGAUGGACACUGCCGUGAUACCCGUAGCGAAGCACCGCGUGCACUGGGGGGUAAGACUGGCAUAGGUAGCGGUACUCCCCUAACAGGCAAACCAGCUGCGGCACGAAGUGCUCCGUUGCCUCCGACGAGCGCUACUGUGUCAGGAACGGCGGCUGACAGCGAUCGGAUGAGCGGCUACAACGACGUCUUCGUCCCACGCUCUGAGUUUUGCCGCCGAGUUCUUUGGCUCUACCCGGCUGAAUCGGGGCUGCUCUUCCUCUACUACCCGGAGGACAUUCCUGGUGAGCACUACCAACGCAAAACGCUCCGCUACUCCCUCUGCCUUGUCUUCCGCGUCGAUCACAAGCGGAUGACGAUUGGUGAUGGGCUGCUGCAUCAACGCGUGCAUCCCUACAGUGUGGUGCUGACGAAUAUCGCUGAAGAGUUGCGCGAGGCGGAGCUGAAGUACGCGUACAUGAGUCGCGGACUGCGCUCCUUCAAUUCUGCGUCGCGCCAGCUGUCGAGCCUCGCGCUGAUAUCGCCCAUAUCUUCCUUCCCCGCUCCUGCAACGGCAGCACCGCCGCCAGUAACGUCCUCCAUUACUACUACACCCGCUACAGAAGGCUCCGAAGACGUCGAAGAAGACGUAGGCCAGGCACACGUGGCAACGGCGUUAGCGCUCCCCUCCGGUGCUGCUCCGAAACCGUACGCGCUCCCCUGCAGUCGUACCACUGGGCAGAGCGGCACAGUGGCAACCGCGGUGUCGGCGGCAGCAGCACUGGGGGGUACUAUCAGGCUGCAGCCUCCGGCGGAGAUGGCGGAUCGCACGCCAGCGUUGCGUAUGCCCCCGCAGCAAUCGGCUACUCCAUCGCUUGGCGAGGGGACUGAAGGUCGCCGAAGCGCUGAAGGCGUCACGCCUACCGCUUCUGGCGGCUGCAACUGGCAGCAGUGCAAGGGCGGCGCAGGUGACGCUCAGGGCUGUCACAAUGGGGAAGACGGGUCGCUGCCACCGGGCGUGCGUGGGAGCGCCGCCUCCUCGCCGCGUGUCAUCACAAACACCGCGGCGAGCACCAUGGCGAACGCGCCAUCGCCGGGCCUCGGCACUCCGUUAUCCACGCCGAUGGGAACUCACAGUUGCUCCAGUGGUGGCUUAACGGGAGCAAUCGCAGUGGACACUGCCAGUGCCGGAGCUGAUGGUGUCGCCGGUGACGGCGGCGUUCGCGCCUCCUCCUCGUACGUCAUAAGCAUGGAAAUGAUCAACAUGGCCACCGCCCCGCCCUCGUUGCUGCCGGUGUGCAGUCGCACGAUGGGUGAGGCCGCCGCCGCCGAUCAUCCUUCGCCGGCGCAGCUGGAAGCUCUAGGAGGGUGGGUGGGCACGCCAGUCAGCCACAGCGCUGCCUUCUCGUCGCCCAGCGCCACGACGGCACCCGCCUCCGCCUUUUCUGCCGCCCUUGGCGGAACUCGUCAGCAGAUGUUGCCGCUGCACUCCACGGUAGGAGCUAAUCCCAUCACCUCGCCGCGUCUGCCCUUUCCGCACCGCGGCCUGGCUCCUACAGCAGCCGUGGCGGGAGCGGACGGCUCUACGACAGCUGUGCCGAACAUGCACAUCUUGAACGCCUUCAUUACCCCACCUACGGCGCCACAGUGGACGCCGCUGAAUGAGUUAGUCGCCGAAAUCUUCCACUGCCUAAGCUACACCAGUGAAGCACCCGACGGGACCGGAAACUGUGAGCAGGAUGGGCCGAUCGGUAGUCCUGCUGCAGGUGGACGCACACCACCGACAGUGUCGCCGACGUCUGCCGGCGCCACCAUAGGACUGGCUGCACAAGAACCAAAGGGCGCGCUCGGUGCGGAAAUCAGCAACAAAGCCUGGACGCAGCGCCCGAACCCCACCACCUCGGCUUCGCCUACCGGGCAGCAGCAGCAGCGCGGUGACACGAGUGUUGUGCACCUGUCGAGCCGUCUGAGCUUCCAUGUGCGUCGCAUGGCGCCACUGCAGUCAGCACGACUCCUCCACCUCGAUCACGUUCCUGUCCCAGUCGUUGCGUACGACCCUGCGAUGAUGGAGUGGAUGGAUAUGGCAGUCCACAACGUAUUCCGGCUCGUGGAUGGCGUUCGUACGGUGGCCGAUCUUGUGUUCAGCGUCGCCAUGGGCACCACCACUACACUUGCAGAGGUGUGCGCUGAAGCACUUCAGCGAAGCGCCAUGGAGCGGCAGGCAGCGCAGAUGAUGGCACCAACCACAAGUCUUCCAGGCUCCAGUGCCUGUACAGCGCAGAGGAGCGCCACCGCUAGUGGCGAUCGUGUCCGCAGUGCUGCCGGGAGCCCCAGUCAGCCAAUUGUGGUCUCCGUUCCGAUCGACACCCGUCUGUGCCCGUCGUUGCUGCCAGGCGUUCGCUACUCCAUCCAAACAUCAGCGGCGGCGGUGACUAUCAGCGACGGUCAGGUGCCACUCCCCAGUCAUGUCAACGUGCGCGUCACUCCUGGCGCUGCGAGUGGGCCGGGCACACUGGGCGCUAGCGCCUCUGUGAGCAGUGGCACUAGUGAUUCAGCCGCAGCAGCCCCCAUCGCAUCUGAAGAACCCGGCAGCAACAGCGUGGCCACUACUGCCGCUGCGUCCUCUUCACAGUCACUGCAUAUUGCCGUGGAGCUCCCACAGACGUGGGUGGCGACGACAGGGAUCGUGAUGGAAGCGCUUCUCCACUUGGAGCUGUGUCACCUGAUCAAGGUAUACCUCCCAUGGACCGAGGAGACGCUCUACAGCAUCACCAACAGUGCGCAACGGGCACUGUGCAGCGCUUGCCACCCAGUUCGCCAUGUCCUGGCUCACUACCUUCUCCGCGUGGCAUGGGCAGAGCGGCAGGAGCGCCGGAAGGAGCAGCACCGAGUGAUAGUGGAGCGGAAUCCGGUACAGAAAGAAAGCAUCAUAGCACAGCGCGAGGCACGGCUGGCAUCGACGUCAUUGCGUAUCAUCCCGCCUGCUCUCCCAGAAAAGCAGCACGCAAGCGCACCACUGGGAGUCGUGUCUCCACAACAGCGGUCGUCGGCAACCGGGGCGGUUGCGUCACCACCAGUGCCACCAUCAUCCACCGCACGGGCAACGGCUCCUGCAGUAACAUCGGUGAGCGGUGUCGGCAGUGCAGUCACCGCCAUCGCCGUGAGGUCACCUGAUCGCUUGAUCGACAGCAGUGCCUGGUCGCCGGCUGCUUCCCCCCGGAUGUCGUCGUCGGUCCCCUGCGCUUCCGGCACGUCUCACAUUGGACUUCACCAGCAACGGCCUCAUCAGCCUCGCUCUCUGGCAGCUGCCGGGUAUGUCGGGAGCCCCUCCGUGGUGAAUGCGCCACGGGCUGAUACUGUUUCGAUUAACGUCGGUGGCGGUGGCGCCACGCACACAAGGGGAUUGGAUCAGUACAGUGCCGACACCUACGCCUCCUCCCCCGUCUCGACAAGUUUUGCGCCGUCGUCGCUGCGGCACGAGUUGAGUGUGGGCGCGUCUGGCAGGCUGCAGCUGACUCUCAUGAACUCCCUUUCCACGUUCUCGCCGCGGCGCUCUGAUUUCGGUGGUGGCGCUGCUAGGAGUGGAACCUCGCCGAGGCUAUUCCUGGGGAAUCAAGGCAACCAAACCAGCAGCGGCUUGCUGCCGUGUUCUGCCACCGGUGUUUCGCAGCAGCAGCGACAGCAGCAGCGAUGGAAACAGUAUCCCCACAAACAAGCCUGUUUGGGUGCUGCUGCUUCGUUUCACUCAUGCAGCAGCACCAGCAAAGACAGCUGCGCCUCUGGGUCAUGUAGGUCCUCAUCGUCCGCAUCGCCGUCUGUGUGUAAUGAUGGCGACAGCUCGAGCGUGUCAUCGUCGUCGUCCUUCUCGUCUUCGUGUGCAACGUCAAUGCCGAUAUCCGUCUCGAACAUGCAGCAGCUGGUCGCGCUGUCGGUUGCGGGUGUCAGCGCUGCGCCGACAUCAGCGGUGCUGGAAGGCAUAGAGGUACCAGUUUUGUCCUCUCUGACAGCGCCCGCCGCUGAAUCAAGUGUGCUCGCUCAAGCAAGCAAAGAUGCCAUCAUUGUCGACACCGUCGUGGACCCUGUGCAACAUCCGCUGGAUCCACCCAGUGAUUAUGGCGCUGGAAUCGAACUGCCGACUGCCGAGCUGACCGCUGCGUCUGCGCUCAGGACAGCGGAGCGUCAUGCUAAGCGGACUUCCACGGCGGAAGCGUUGCAGCGGGAGAAUCGACGCCGCCACAGCCCUUCGGUUAAGGUCUUCGCCCCGACGGAAGCGGACGUGAGCCACGCCGCCGCUGCUGCCCUGUGCGCCCUCGCUAAGUUCAACAAUGCAAGCGUCUUGUCUGUGCAGAAGGAGAUGCGACGCAUGCCGGUGUGGGCCACCAGCUUCAACUACUGGUCCGACCGCUGCGUGAAGGCGCUGGUGGAGGUGGCGUUGCUGAACAACUGGUUAGAAGACGUGUCACGAUAG